GCGGCGCGUCAAUUCCAGCUUCUCGGAGCGGGGCAUCGGCAGCUGCUUCCACCCCCGCUCGGGCAGGGGCGGCUGGAGUUCUGCGCGCGGCGCCUGGCUAUGGAGAAAGCUCCGCUGCUGGCCUCGCGGUCCUCAGCCCCAGUUUAACUUGAAGAAUUCAACUAGAGAAGGGCCGAUGGUGAGAGUUAGCUCAUGUUAUCUAUUUCUGUCCAUUUUGCCCUGCUAUGAUGGAUGAGUGGAAGCCUAACCUGCAACCCAAGCCGUGGAAGAAACGCAGCUGGUAUUUGGCCUGGAAGUACAAGCUGACAAAUCAGAGGGCACUCAGGAGACUGUGUCAGAUGGGAGCUGUACUUUUCUUGCUGGUAACUGUUAUUGUGAACAUAAAGCUGAUCUUGGACACUAGAAGAGCAGCCAGUGAAGAAGAAGAAUCAGCUCAGGAUUAUGAUGAAAGUUUGCAGAAGCUAGAGAUCCCUCGGCGGCCUGUCAGUAAUAGAAAAGUUCUGGACAUAGAGGUGUAUUCCAGUCGCUCCAAGGUUUAUGUUGCAGUUGAUGGGACCACGGUUUUAGAAGAUGAAGCACGGGAACAAGGCAGAGGCAUCCAUGUCAUUGUGUUAAAUCAGGCUACAGGCCACGUGAUGGCAAAGCGGGUUUUUGACACCUAUUCCCCCCAUGAGGAUGAGGCCAUGGUCCUCUUCCUCAACAUGGUGGCCAAGGGUCGCAUUCUUAUCUUCACAAUUAAGGAUGAGGGCUCCUUCCACCUUAAAGACACAGCCAAGAGUCUUCUGAAGAGUUUAGGGAGCCAGAUUGCAGCUUCCCUCAGCUGGAGGGACAUGUGGACCUUUGUGGGGAAGAAAGGAGGUGAAGUCUAUGGCGAGAAACAUGCCAAGUCCCCAGUGCUUUCCUCAUGGGGAGAGCCAGUUUUGCUGAAAACUGAAGUCCAAUUAACCUCUGUGGAAGAUGCGGAAUGCCACUGGCCAGAUACUGAGUUGAAUCGGCGGCGGAAGCAUUUUUGCAGCAAAGUUGAAGGUUAUGGCAGUGUCUGCAGCUGUAAAGAUCCUACACCUAUAGAGUUCAAUCCUGAUCCACUCAAAGACAACAAAGUUUUUGAUGUGCCUGUUGCUGUCAUCGCAGGGAACAGACCCAACUACCUGUACAGGAUGCUACGAUCUCUGCUGUCAGCACAAGGGGUCAAUCCUCAAAUGAUAACAGUUUUUAUUGACGGAUAUUAUGAGGAGCCAAUGGAUGUGGUUGAAUUAUUUGGCCUGAAGGGAAUCCAGCACACCCCCAUCAGCAUUAAAAAUGCAAGAGUCUCUCAGCACUACAAAGCCAGUUUGACUGCAACAUUCAACUUGCAUCCGGAUGCUAAGUUUGCUGUGGUACUGGAAGAAGACUUAGAUAUUUCCAUUGAUUUCUUCAGCUUCCUAAGCCAGUCUAUCUAUUUGCUGGAAGAAGAUGACAGCUUAUACUGCAUCUCUGCCUGGAAUGACCAGGGGUAUGAACAUACUGCUGAGGACCCUUCACUGCUGUAUCGUGUAGAGACUAUGCCAGGCCUGGGCUGGGUGCUAAGAAAGACUUUGUAUAAGGAUGAAUUGGAGCCUAAGUGGCCAACACCAGAGAAGCUUUGGGACUGGGACAUGUGGAUGCGCAUGCCGGAGCAGCGGAAAGGCCGCGAAUGCCUCAUCCCAGACGUAUCGCGCUCGUAUCACUUUGGCAUUGUUGGCCUCAACAUGAAUGGCUACUUCCACGAAGCCUAUUUCAAAAAGCACAAGUUCAACACAGUCCCCAGUGUACAGCUUAAGAAUGUGGAGAGUUUAAAGAAAGACGCAUAUGAAAUCGAACUUCAUCGUCUGCUCAGUGAGGCUGAAGUUCUGGAUCACAGCAAGAAUCCUUGUGAGGAUUCCUUUGUCCCAGACACUGAAGGAAAAACCUAUGUGAUGUACAUCAAGAUGGAGCAGGAGGCAGAUUUCACUACUUGGACUCAGCUUGCCAAGUGCCUCCACAUCUGGGACCUGGAUGUCCGAGGGAAUCACAAAGGACUAUGGCGGCUGUUUCGGAAGAAGAACCACUUCUUGGUUGUAGGAGUCCCUGCCUCUCCAUAUUCAUUCAAAAAACCUCCUUCAGUGACCCCGAUCUACAUGGAGCCCCAAGCCAAGGAUGAGGCAGCAGGAGCCAUAGCAGCAGGAGCAGAGCAAACGUGAAGCAGAACAUGGAGCGUUGAC
Messenger RNA from Python bivittatus (Burmese python), 2219 nucleotides. It is a transcript of the gene POMGNT1, whose product is annotated as protein O-linked mannose N-acetylglucosaminyltransferase 1 (beta 1,2-). Gene Ontology annotation, molecular function: beta-1,3-galactosyl-O-glycosyl-glycoprotein beta-1,3-N-acetylglucosaminyltransferase activity. The record is from RefSeq and is a predicted model, not a curated record. Gene Ontology annotation, cellular component: Golgi membrane. NCBI's taxonomy places the organism in Eukaryota, Metazoa, Chordata, Lepidosauria, Squamata, Pythonidae. Gene Ontology annotation, biological process: protein O-linked glycosylation via N-acetylgalactosamine.